UUGCUUUGUAGUACAAUUAAUUGAAUUAUUAACUCUUUGUAGUGGAAGUCGAACAAAAUCAGUUUCUUUCUCAACAUUCAAGUGCUCACAUACCUAGUAUUCAGGUUGCAAGAUCAAUUCUACCUUCUCAAAUUGAAAAGGACAAAGAAAAUAUUAAUCCUGUUAUAAUUAUAUCACAGAAUACUCUACAUCAAAACAUUAAUAUGGACUCAUUUAUUCCUUCAAGUCUAAAUAUCGGUUUAUCAAGAAAUAAUGCAGAAGUAGCAAUAUGUCCUGAAAAGACAAUUUUAAAUUACAAUACAAUGGAUUUAACAACAUUUAUUCCUUCAAGUAUUGAGUCUUUAAAAACUAAUCGGACUGUGCUUAUGAUUGAUAACAUGGAUAUAACAAAUUUACCAACUAAAAAUGAAAAAACUAUAAUAGGAGGAUUCAAUGUAGAUACCAUGGAUUUAACUCGUGCUGUUUCUCCAGUAAAUCAUAAAUCAAUUAUCAAUGAAACUACAAGAACUGAAGCAAUGGAUUUCACAAUUGCAAUGCCAUGUAACAGUCAAGUUAACAGGCAAUCUAUUUUAAACCCUGAAACAAUGGACAUCAUCUGCAACCUCCCUUUUGGAGAUGAACCAGCAGUAGAAAAUGUAUUUGGGGAAAAACAAUUUUCAAAUAGGUUGUUUGGUGAUAAAGCAAUAAAAGACACAAUGGAAUUAACAAACUUAAUUUGUAAAAAUAACAUGCAGAUUAACAGUAAUAACGAGAACUGUAAUACAUCCAUUUCACAAGAACAAAGUUGUAUAGAUAUGGAUUUAACAGCCGUUAAUGACAAUUAUAUAGAGCAAGUGUCGUCUCCAAAUUCAAACAUAAGUAAGUGUUUAGCUUCAGAAAUGAAGAAUAAUGGACAUGUAAUUGCCACAAAUAAACACAAUGUUGAAUGUGAUAAGUUGUUGAUUCCUGUAUAUGAUGUAGGGGGUGGCAUAGUGGAGCAAAUACAAAAUGGUAGUAUUAGAGACAAAAUAUUAACAAGUCCAUUUCUCCAAAUAAAUGCCUUUACAAAUAAUUUAAACAAGUGGGAUUGUGAUAGUAAAAAAAACAGUUUAAUAAAUUACACCACAACAAAUUAUUCAGCUGAUGAUACUCAAUACCUAAUAAAUUUUUCGGUCGGUGGCAAUAAGAAUCCAAAAUCCGAUUUUUCGAGAUUGAUUGCUGGCGAUUUUAACCCAUCGUUUUUGUCCUCAAAAUUUUUACCUCUGGGUGAGUUUGAAAGCGAUGCUUUUAAAAAUGAAGAAAGUUUGCAUAUCAACCUUAUAGAACCAGAAAAUCAGAAAAUAACAGAGAAAUCUCUAAAAAAAACAACAAAUAAGGAGAAAGAUAAUAUUACACUCCUGAAGGAUGUAACCCAUCAAACUGCUAAAGAAAGUAAAGGAAAUGAAAUAUAUGAAGUUAAAAAUGUUUCUACAAGUCCGAAAAUCUCAGAACAUAAUCAUAUUGAUACUAAUGGAACCUUAAAAAGAUCUCACAACGACUCUUCAAAUAAUCUAAGAAAUAAAAUACCAAAAUUGGACAACAUUGUUGAAACAGAUAAGACUUUUACUGUUGUAACUAGUACUACAUUUAGUGUUAUGUCGGAAAUUAUAGGCACAGAUACAAGAAAUAUUUCAGAUGAAUCUGUUGUGUCUUUUUGUAAUAAUUCUCUAGAAGAUAUCCAGGAAAUACAUGCUGAUAAAGUACAAACUGAACAGAAAAAUAUUCAAGGGGAAACCAAUAAAGUGAAUGAAUCUAAGGAAGUCUUUGAGGAUCUUUAUGAUCAAUUUAUUACAGAAAUAAACAAAAACGAAGCUCUGAUGCAAAAAGAAAUUCAAAAUUUUAAGCAACGUCACUCACGUUUUGAAAAGCAAAAAUCUUAUUUUGAAGAGAUUUGUCAAAAAAUAUCUACGUUGUUAAAUAUAAAUUUUGAAAUACCAACUGAGAAACUGAAAUUUAAUGAAACCGAUUCGAUUUUGGAAAGCCAAUCGUCUACAAGUGAGAUUAAUUCAGUAGCUGAAGUAGAUACGGAAUUGCAGAUGAUAUGUGAAAAAGUUGUAACUAUUCAAGACAGAAUAAAACAGUUACAAAAAAAAUGUCAGAAUUGUUGGUCUUUGGUUUCAUCUACACCUGAAGAGUUUACAUUUGAAACCCUUUACCAUACUAUAGUACUUAUUGUUGGCAUUGAUAGACUAACUGGUGUCGUAAAGGACUUACAUGUGCAAUCAAAAUCGGAUGGUGAAUGCAGUCCUCAAAAUUUAUUUAUUAAAAAUGAAUUCAAGAAACGAAUGAACAGCAAAACUGUAUCAGCAGCUGUCGGUGAAAAGUAUGACAUUGUUACCCUUCUGGAUUAUAUACAAAUGCAAAUGGUUCAUAUGACUGAUAUGAAAAAAUAUUUUUCUAAUUUAAGCAAAAUUGGAUUUGAGAUGGAUUGCGAUUUUCGGGUCACUUUAAAAAUCCCUAGCUUAAUAUUACGAUCAGUAUGGGUCGUAACUGUAAAUAUGUCCGAUAUAGAUAAUAUCAGCCAAGACUGUGUAUCAAUAAAAGCACAGGUUGGUGUUAUGGAUGAAGAAAAAGUUAAAAGUUUGCUAGAGCCAUGCCCUAGGGGCUUUGCCUUCUUAAAACAUUUGGUAGUAACCCUCUUAAAUUAUCUGAGAAUGUUGGAAAACAGGAAAAAGAAAUAAGAAAUGUACGAAAUUUUAUUUAUUAAGACUGAUAUUGAUUUAUCAAGUUUCAAGAAGACAAGAGAUAAUAAAUUAUAAAAACUAGAUGGGGACGCGUCACCAAGUUGUGCUUGACAAUUCAUCGUAUGACUACUGACACUACUACGAGUGAUGCGCAAUCGCUCGUCGCGCAGAGUCAUGACACUCUUCAAACGCUCUCGAUUUGGGUUGAUUUUUCUCCUAUCUCUACUUUUCUUAAUGCUAUGUAAAUAUGAGAGAAGCCAUCACGACAAAUAACCACAUUUAUUUUAAAAUUUAUAUUUUGUAAAGUUAAUGUAAAUAUUUUUAUACAACGGUAAGUUUUAAUUAUUGUUAAGACAUUUUUCAGAUUAGAGUAU
Molecule: messenger RNA, 3076 nt
Organism: Agrilus planipennis (emerald ash borer)
Lineage: Eukaryota; Metazoa; Arthropoda; Insecta; Coleoptera; Buprestidae
Exons: 4
Coding region: 204-2699 (831 amino acids)
Source: RefSeq, a predicted model, not a curated record